AUGGGGGAGCCGGGGUUGACCUCUGCCCUGAAGCCGCCGCCGCCCAGCGCCGCCGCAGCCGCCCCGGUCCGCACCUACAACCUGCGGCCUGCCUUCCAGCACAAAUUCCGCUCCUCUGUUGCAAAAGAGUGCAUCCGCGCGGUGUUAAAGGAGGACCUCGCCAGCGUGCAGUACAGCCCAGAAGAAAUCCCUAUCCUCACCAAACAGCUGUCUGAGAAAAUCAGAGAUUCCCUGAAAGAAAAAGGAUUUCAGCGAUACAAAAUAGUGGUGCAGGUGGUGAUCGGCGAGCAGAGGGGCGAGGGAGUGAACAUGGCAGCCCGAUGUUUCUGGGACGCAGACACAGACAACUACGCUCAAGACGUCUUCAUGAACGACAGCCUCUUCUGUGUGGCGGCUGCCUUUGGCUGUUUCUACUACUGAGGCCAAGAGGGCUCCUGAAAGAACGUGCUGCCGUCCCAGAGAGAUC
Molecule: messenger RNA, 466 nt
Organism: Heteronotia binoei (common prickly gecko)
Lineage: Eukaryota; Metazoa; Chordata; Lepidosauria; Squamata; Gekkonidae
Gene: DYNLT2B
Product: dynein light chain Tctex-type 2B
Exons: 5
Coding region: 1-420 (139 amino acids)
Biological process (GO): microtubule-based movement
Cellular component (GO): cytoplasm; cytoplasmic dynein complex
Molecular function (GO): dynein intermediate chain binding
Source: RefSeq, a predicted model, not a curated record